Messenger RNA from Zalophus californianus (California sea lion), 2333 nucleotides. Its product is annotated as ribonuclease P protein subunit p20-like. The record is from RefSeq and is a predicted model, not a curated record. NCBI's taxonomy places the organism in Eukaryota, Metazoa, Chordata, Mammalia, Carnivora, Otariidae. Gene Ontology annotation, cellular component: ribonuclease MRP complex; nucleus; nucleolar ribonuclease P complex. The coding region runs from base 540 to 962 and encodes 140 amino acids. The transcript has 3 exons. Gene Ontology annotation, biological process: tRNA 5'-leader removal. Gene Ontology annotation, molecular function: nucleic acid binding.
AUAGCCAGCAGCUGCCCAGAGCCUGAGGCUCUGAGAACUUAGGUGGUGUCCAGGAAGAAAAGUACCCUUGGUGUGUCUGGCACGGUCUCAGCCUGGGAGGUCACCUAGCUGACCAGAAACCACAGAUAAUGCCAAAUCAGAAGAGCUGCUUCACCAUGCCGGGAGAGCCGGCAGACAGAAUUACGUGACUGAUGAGGCCGGCCCGAGAACCACGGCAGAAACAUAGCUUUCCGUCACGCUCAAUUUGCUUCCAAGUUAGCCUAGAGGCUAAAGAAGUGGAGAAAACUCUACAACAAGCCAGAAAACUAGAGCUGGGGGAGCCCCGAGGCUCUAGAGACAAACUUGACCGGAUCCCUGAGCCGUAAGGGCGGCCACAGACUCGCGAUCCUCCGGCGCGCGGCUUUUCUUCUCUUCCUCGGUCCUGCGUGUCCGGCGCCGCGCGCUCAGUCCGAGCGGGUGGGCGCAGCGCUUGAGUGGCUUGCCCCGGAGCGGGCCACGUGCUCGGGAAGGGGACUGUGGACUGGAGAGUGGCACACAGCAUGGCAGAAAACCGAGAGCCCCGCGGGGCCGUCGAGGCUGAGCUGGACCCGGUGGAGUAUACCCUUCGGAAGCGGCUCCCCCACCACCUGCCCUGGAGGCCCAAUGACAUUUAUGUCAACAUGAACACUGACUUUAAGGCCCAGUUGGCCCGCUGCCAAAAGCUUCUGGACGGAGGGGCUCGGGGUCAGAAUUCAUGCAGUGAGAUCUGCAUUCAUGACUUGGGCCUGGCCAUCAACCGUGCCAUCAGCAUUGCCCUACAGCUUCAGGCAGGCAGCUUCGGGUCCUUGCAGGUGGCUGCCAAUACCUCCACCGUGGAGCUUGUCGAUGAGCUGGAACCAGAGACUGAUACACGAGAGCCGCUGACCCGCAUCCGCAACAACUCGGCCAUCCACAUCCGGGUCUUCAGGGUUGCACCCGAGUAAUGGAAAUGAGGAUGGCCACCUUAUCCACCCACCCCCACAUAAGUAGGCUCAGCUGUGGCUCUUCUUGUACUGAGUACAGUCAUGGACCUUCUACCAGAGCCACGUAAGAAAAAGCCUGUCCCCUUACAGCCCAGAGGACUCUGAACUGCGAGGGAGAGUAUUGUCUCUUGUUGGGCCCAAGCAUUGGGUCUUCCCGAGUCUUUGUGGUCUGUGACCAUUGUCCUAGACAAUAAAAACUACCAAGUUGUGUUAGUAUGCAGCCACCCCCGAAAAAAAAAUUAUCAUUAUAGCCAUCCUAGUGAGUGUGAAGGAAGUGUGUGGUUUUGAGUUUCCUUAAUGCCCAAAGGUGAUGAAUGUCUUCAUGUGCUUGUUGGCCACUUUGUAUAUCUUCUUGGCUAAAAUGUGUAUUCUGAUUUUUUGCCCAUUUUUUAUAUGGUUGUCUUUUGUAGUACCGUUCUAAGAGUUCUUUAUGUAUUUUGGAUAUUAUCCCCUCAUAAAAUAUGUGGAUUAGUAUUUUCUCCCAUUCCUUAAAUUGUAUUUUCACAUCUUUUAUAAUCCCCUUUGACACACAAAAGUGUUUAAUUUUGAGUAGUCUAAUUUAUUUUUUUCUUUUGUUGCUUGUGAUUUUGGUGUUGAAUCUAAGAAUCCUCUGACAAAUCCGAGAUCAUGAAGUUCUGCCCCCUAUGCUUUCUUCUAAGAGUUUUGUAGUGUUAGCUCUUUCAUCAAUUCUGGGUUCAUUUUUGUAUAUGGGCUGAGGUAGGGGUCCAUCUUUAUUUUUUUGCAUGUGGACAUCCAGUUGUCUCUUCACCAUGUCUUAGAGAAACUAUUCUUUCCAUACUGAACAACUUUGGCAUCCUUGUCAAAAAUCAACUGUCCAUAGAUAUUUGGAUUUAUUUCUGGAAUCUCCAUCCCACUCCACUGGUCUAUCCUUAUGCCAAUACCAUACUGCCCCGGUAUCAUCCUUAUUAAGAUAUAUAUAACUGACAUAAUUAUAAGAGACUUAAAGUGCAUAUUGUGGUAUAUAUACAUACAUAAACAUUGUGAAAUCAUUCCUACCAUCUAAUUAAAACAUCCAUCACCUAUUUUUUUUGGUAGAACACUUACGUUCUACUCUCAGAAAAAUUCAAUUAUACAAUACAGUAUUAUCAACUAUAGUCACCAUGUUUUACUUUACAUCCUCAGACAUUAUUCAUAUUAUAGCUGAAAGUGUGUACCCUUUUACCAACUUCUCCCUAUUUCCCCAACUCUCUAGUCCCUGGCAACAACUCUUUUACUCUCUGUUUCUACGGUUUGACCUCUAAAAAAAAUUCCACAUAUAAGUUAUACAUGUAGUACGCGUCUUCCCUUGUCUGGCCUUUUUCACCUAGCAUA